AUGUCUCCCCUCCGAAUCGCCAUCGUAGGCGCAGGCCCCGUCGGCCUUACACUCGCCCGACUCCUUCUCAACAAGCCGGACAUUGAAGUCACUGUUUUCGAGUCAGAGAAAUCCCGAGAGGUUCGUGGACAAGGCGGAACGCUCGAUUUGCAUACAGACACAGGCCUUGCAGCGCUCAAAGAAGCAGGCCUGUACGAUGAAUUCCUCAAAAAUGCUCGUUUCGAUGGUGAAGCCUUGGUCAUUUGCGACAAGCACCUCACCAAAUACGUCAACUUUUCUGGCCAUGAAGAAGGCUCCACUCGUGGCCGACCUGAAAUUGAUCGGAAACUGCUUCGUGAAAUGCUUCUCGACUCUAUCCCGCCGGAGAUCAUUCGAUGGGGCUAUCACUUGCGUGCUAUCGAUGAGAGCCGCAACUUGAUCUUCGACCAAGGUACAGAGACUGGCUUCGACUUGGUUGUGGGAGCCGACGGUGCCUGGAGCAAGACUCGCAAGCUGGUGUCGGCCCAAAAGCCAAAUUACUCUGGCGUCACCGGAAUCACCUUCGCCAUCCCCAAUGCCAAAGAGACUGCGCCGCAGUGCUACUCAUUGACCAAUCGCGGUUCUGUAUUCUCCUAUUCGGAUGGCAAGUCUAUCAUGAGCCAACAGCUUGGUAACGGCAGCCUGAGCGUUUAUGUCUGGAGUGUACGACCAGAGAGCUGGAUGGACAACAUGCCCUUCGAUAUUAAUGACAUUGAAGCUGUCAAGAAGUCCAUCAGGGAGGAAUUCCAGGGCUGGCAUCCCGACCUUCUCAACUGCGUAAACCACGGUCAGGAUCCAGUGCCCCGUCGUCUCUAUAUGCUUCCUGUUGGCUUCAGCUGGCAAAACCGCCCCGGUGUCACCUUGAUCGGCGAUUCGGCUCAUGUCAUGACACCUUUUGCUGGCGAGGGCGUUAACCUUGGCAUGGAAGAUGCGCUAAUGUUAUCUCGAGCCAUUAUCAAGGCAUCCAAAUCGGCAAACCGGAGUGACAUUCUAACAGAGGAAAUCAAAACAUUUGAGAAGGACCUGUUCACACGGGCCGAGCGAACAGCAUCAUUGACGAAUGAUUUGAUGAUGUGGCUACUUUUCACCGAUAGCGCCCCGCGGUCUGUCGUCGAAAAAGUCGGUGUGCGCGUAGCGACUUUCGAACAUCGUUCUCUCGUGAUGAAAGCUCUUUACCCGUUCCUGGUUGCAUCUAUAUACGCCUUCUACUUUGUGUUCAAGCUCUUCCAUUGA
This is a messenger RNA of Penicillium cinerascens, 1251 nucleotides long. Its product is annotated as FAD-dependent oxidoreductase. The transcript has a single exon. Bases 1 to 1251 code for a protein of 416 amino acids. NCBI's taxonomy places the organism in Eukaryota, Fungi, Ascomycota, Eurotiomycetes, Eurotiales, Aspergillaceae. Gene Ontology annotation, molecular function: FAD binding. The record is from RefSeq and is a predicted model, not a curated record.